AUGACCGGCGACCCACCUCCAGCCCUUGUACAAAGCCUGGCAGAUCUCAACGAAUUCUACAUCAGUGAUGGCUCUGCAGUCACACCGUCCGCCGAUCAUGCCGCCCAAAGUCCUUACUCUGAACGUUUCAUCCACCAGGGCAUCCUGAAACGCUACCCCAGUCAGAUCAGCGUGGUCCACAGCCAUGACCUUAAAGUCAUUCCUUUCGGCAUAAGUGAGGUUCCUUUCAAGCCUACCUACCACAUGGCUGGUUUCGUUGGUGAAAAAGUUCCCGUCUUUGAUAUCGCCAAUUACUACCUUCCAAACGAUACGUAG
Letharia columbiana is the source of this 315-nucleotide messenger RNA. RefSeq lists its product as uncharacterized. The transcript has a single exon. The coding region runs from base 1 to 315 and encodes 104 amino acids. The record is from RefSeq and is a predicted model, not a curated record. Lineage: Eukaryota; Fungi; Ascomycota; Lecanoromycetes; Lecanorales; Parmeliaceae.